AUGGCGAGUCUUUUCCGAUACCGCCAUCACUCCUCCGUUGCUAGCGUCAUAAUUCGGCAAUUAGAAAGAUCAAGAAAUAAUAUUUCUCUUUGUUGUUUACCCCCGUUACUAUCCCUUCAAUUUAAUCUUCUUACUAAAGACCAAUAUUGGUAUAGACCGCCUCAUGAGCGUGCUCAAUUCCAAUAUGGUCAAAUUCAUGUAAAAUCACUUCUUCUCAAACUUGACCCUUCUGUAUACAUGUCAUAUGACAACUUCUACAGUGUCAUGCAAGAAAAUCUUGAGAAUUGGGGCGAGGAGUUUGAGAAUAAUUAUCGUCACAAUAUCAUUCAUGAUAUGAUAGGCAAAGUAAGCAAAAUUGUUGAUAAUGAGUCCAACAAACGUCGCUUCGUAGUGAAGGUGAUCGUUGGUGUAGCUUUAGCUAUUGACCAUUAUCGUGAUACGGAGAUUUUCUCAGAAGAAUUAUCGAGCUUCAAUGCGAUGGUACCUGCUUCUACGUCAUCCAUGUUGCAUUUGCUAAAGAGGAUCGGUAUCGACGUUGGUGAUAAUAUUCCGAAUGAUGACUGUGUCAUCUGCUUUGAAAAGCUUCGACAGGGGAGAGAGUUGCUGUGCAUGCCUUGCUCACAUAUGUUUCAUCCAGAUUGCAUUACAACCUGGUUAAAGAGUGGUCAUUCUUGCCCUAUCUGUCGUUAUGAUCUUCUGGCUAACUAG
Nicotiana attenuata is the source of this 708-nucleotide messenger RNA. Its product is annotated as E3 ubiquitin-protein ligase SGR9, amyloplastic-like. The record is from RefSeq and is a predicted model, not a curated record. The coding region runs from base 1 to 708 and encodes 235 amino acids. Gene Ontology annotation, cellular component: cytoplasm. The transcript has a single exon. Gene Ontology annotation, molecular function: zinc ion binding; ubiquitin protein ligase activity. NCBI's taxonomy places the organism in Eukaryota, Viridiplantae, Streptophyta, Magnoliopsida, Solanales, Solanaceae. Gene Ontology annotation, biological process: protein ubiquitination.